AUGGCGGACCAGCUGGGCAUCCUGCUUGCGGGGUUCACCAACCUCCUAGGCCUGCAACUGGCAUCCCGUCUUUUGACAUUUUUCUUCAACCUGCUGAUUGUGAGGAGAUUGUCUCCAGAGGAGUAUGGGGUGGCCGCCGUUCAAUUUCAUCUUCUCACAACAACAAUACUCUUCCUCAGCAGGGAGGGCUUCAGGAGGGGUUGCCUCAGGAAGGAUGGGUCACAAGAGCAUGAAGACAAGCAGCCCAAUGCAGAGUCCCUUGAGCUGCAGCGAGUUUUGGGAAUCUGCUGGCUUCCUAUUCCCGUUGGCAUUGUCAUCAGCACAAUCGUGUGCAGCUUCCUAUGCUGGUCGCAGACUGGUGAUGAUAGCAGUGCAUAUUGCCAUGCUGUGGUCCUGAAUGGUGUCGCAACUGUCAUCGAACUCUGCAGUGAGCCCAUGUAUAUUAUUGCCCACCUUUGGCUACGCUUUGAUUUGAGGCUUGCAGUGGAGGGGACUGCAACACUGGUCAAGAUGAUUUCUGUCCUGUUGCUGCUUGACUUCACAUUGGUCAAUCGGGCCACAAUUUUCGCUUACUCACAGGUUGCCUUUGCUGUUGUCUCGCUCAUCGGCUACGGCACCUUGGCUCCACGCAUUUUCAAAGAGGCAGGUGACUCUCUCACCUUGAAGACGAUGCUGACUUUCGACCCUGGGAUGAUGUCGCUGUCCCUCAUUUUCAGCUUUCAAGCAGUUGUGAAGCAUUUUCUGGCAGAAGGCUCAAAGUUUGUGCUGGUUUCUGUGGAGAGUUGGUACCACCAGGGGGUUUAUGGUCUAGUGAAUAAUCUUGGCUCCCUGGUGGUCAGACUGCUGUUCCAGCCCCUUGAAGAAUCUGCCUUUACAGCGUUCAGCAGGUCGGGUGUGUCGCGGAGUGACAAGCAGGGCAUGGGCCGACUCGUGAAGCUGCUUGCAGCCCUCGUACGAGGGGUCUCCCUUAUCGGCACAAUGGCCAUCACUUUUGGCCCGUCAUACUCCAAACUCUUCCUGCGCAUUGUGUACUCGACGAAAUGGAGCACCACAGAGGCGCCGACCGUCCUUGCAUUGUAUUGCGGCUAUAUCCCACUGUUAGCCAUCAAUGGCAUCACUGAAGCCUUCACGCAUGCCGUGCUUGACGUGAAGGGCCUCGGAUGGUCCAACGUGUUCAUGAUUGCUGUGACGCUCGUGCAUGUGGCCAUCAGCGUGGCAUUCGUCAGAACUUGGGGCUCCUGUGGGCUGGUGUUGGCCGAUGGACUCAACAUGGCCAUGAGAAUAGCUUAUUCCUUCAGGUGCAUUGGGGGCUACUUCCGUGGUGUCCCAUCGUUUUCGUGGACUUCAUUUGUUCCGAGAAUGGCUACAUUGCUUGGCGCCUUGGCGGCGGCUUUCGUCGCAGAGGCGUCUCGACAUGUGAUCUUCGACCUUCGCCUCCUCUCAUCAUUCGCUCAGCAGGCCUGCGUUCAUAUUGCGGUUGGUGCGGCCUGUGCUGCAGCCCUUGUUGGUCUCAUGUACUUUUCAGAACGUCAAGUCUGGACUGACCUUCUAGCCUUGAAACGAUCGGGAGAGAAGAAGGAAGACUAG
This is a messenger RNA of Ostreobium quekettii, 1587 nucleotides long. Lineage: Eukaryota; Viridiplantae; Chlorophyta; Ulvophyceae; Bryopsidales; Ostreobiaceae. The record is from the annotation of a GenBank genome assembly.